Molecule: messenger RNA, 1729 nt
Organism: Acipenser ruthenus (sterlet)
Lineage: Eukaryota; Metazoa; Chordata; Actinopteri; Acipenseriformes; Acipenseridae
Product: somatostatin receptor type 1-like
Exons: 1
Coding region: 461-1564 (367 amino acids)
Biological process (GO): neuropeptide signaling pathway; cellular response to estradiol stimulus
Cellular component (GO): neuron projection; membrane
Molecular function (GO): somatostatin receptor activity; neuropeptide binding
Source: RefSeq, a predicted model, not a curated record
ACAUCUACAACCAAGCAGUCGCAGAAAAAGAAAAACCCGGACCUAUUCUAACCAAUCAGACGUCUCUAGUGAAAAAUACCAAUCUGAAAGACUAAGGGCAAAGAAAAAGUGGAAGUUCACCUUCUCUGGCGCACACUGAGGGAUUUCUUGCAUAGCUCGCGUUGCUGUACCAGGGAGUACAGCUACAGCGUCAUUUUGCAGCUGUUGGCGUUCAGACUCUUAUCAUUCACCAGCAAAGGAGAAACAAACCGCGAGGAGCUAUCCUUGGUGCUGAACCACUCGAAACGGGGAAUUCAAGGAAAGAAUGCAUGUUCAGGAUAGCCAUCACCCCUCAGUGCAAAGACGUUAAAGUGACUGUUCUGACUGACAAGAGAAAGCUCUGAGUACCUUUACUGCAUUUCGCUCUUCAGAUUUUUUUUUGUGAUAUUUUUUUAUUUUGUUUGUUUGUUUUGUUUACAAAAUGCUGCCCAACAACUCCUCUAGACACCUGAAUUUAGAGGACGGAUUUUAUUCGUUGAAUACCUCUGGAAAUGAGACUCACAAUGACACUCACGGCAGUGCAGUACUAAUCUCCUUUAUCUACUCCGUCGUUUGCUUAGUAGGGCUCUGUGGUAACUCGAUGGUUAUUUAUGUGAUCCUGAGGUAUGCUAAAAUGAAGACGGCUACUAACAUCUAUAUUUUAAACUUGGCUGUCGCAGACGAGCUACUUAUGCUGAGCGUGCCGUUUCUGGUGACUUCUUCGUUGCUGCACCACUGGCCCUUUGGAUCCUUACUGUGCCGCCUUGUUCUUAGCGUAGAUGCCAUCAAUAUGUUUACUAGUAUAUACUGCCUUACCGUCCUAAGCAUCGACCGUUACAUUGCAGUGGUGCACCCUAUCAAAGCUGCCAGAUACAGGAGACCGACCAUAGCAAAGAUGGUGAACUUGGGGGUGUGGAUGUUCUCCAUAAUGGUCAUAUUGCCCAUAAUAAUUUUUUCUUCUACCGCACCCAACUCUGACGGCUCUGUAGCAUGCAACAUGCAGAUGCCAGACCCACAGCGUCAGUGGAUGGCAGUGUUUGUGAUUUAUACAUUUCUGAUGGGGUUUCUGUUCCCUGUGAUCGCAAUAUGCCUGUGUUAUAUUCUUAUUAUUGUUAAAAUGAGAGUGGUUGCCCUCAAAGCAGGCUGGCAGCAGCGCAAGAAGUCUGAAAGAAAAAUCACUCUCAUGGUGAUGAUGGUGGUGACGGUAUUUGUCAUCUGCUGGAUGCCGUUUUACAUUGUCCAGCUGGUGAACGUCUUUGUGCAGCAGCACAAUGCAACUAUCAGCCAGCUUUCUGUCAUUCUAGGCUAUGCCAACAGCUGUGCCAAUCCUAUACUCUAUGGAUUUCUUUCGGACAAUUUUAAAAGAUCGUUCCAAAGAAUAUUGUGCCUGCGUUGGAUGGACAAUGCAACAGAAGAGCCAAUUGAUUACUAUGCCACUGCUCUCAAAAGUAGAGCUUACAGUGUUGACGAAUUUCAACCAGACAACCUGGAAUCGGACAGCAUGUAUCGAAAUGGUACUUGCGCAUCCAGGACUACAACACUGUGAUGAACGGCAAAUCAUUGACGAGUUUGACAUUGUUUGGGAGGAUUUAACAUAUGUUACAUGAACAAAUUUAACAAACUGACUGUUUUGUGUUUGUGUAGGCUAUUGCUGCUUAUUUUACUGUGUCUGAUGUUGCUUCGAUGUCAUUAAAUUUUGCACCAACAGAAA